AUGAUAUUUGGAAGAGAUUUGGUUCCUGAAAUGAGGAGGAGCGCAAUUAACAAAACCCGAACCUCAUCGCCGCCUUUACCUCCAGUCCCGUUUCCUUUUCCACUGCUGCAGAUGAUUCAUAACAUGGAGGGGAGGGAUCAGGUUUUUUUUACGAGGAAAAUAUUGGAGGGAUCUGACGUUGACGCGGGUCAGAAUCGAUUUUUUGUCCCAAAGAGUGAGGUGCUAUGGGGGGUCUUAUCAGAGGAGGAGAAGAGGGAGGUGGAAGGAGGAGGGGGCGUUGAAGUAAUGGUGGUAGAUCCGAGGGGUGGGAAGUACACUAUGAGGUUGAAGAAGUGGGUUAGUUUGAAUAAAGUAGUCCUGAAUUCUGGGUGGCGAAAGCUUGUGGAAGAUAACGGGCUGAAGGCAGAGGUGGAUUGUGUAGAGCUAUGGAGUUUUAGGGCGGAUUCGAAUCUGUGUUUUGCCUUGAAUGUCAAGAGAGAUGGAAGUCCAGUAAUUAAUCUACAUCUUGAGCAGUUAGAUGUGAAGACAGCAUUCCUUCAUGGUGACUUGGAGGAAGACCUUUACAUGAUUCAACCAGAAGGGUUCAUUGUUCAGGGACAAGAGAAUCUAGUCUGCAAACUGAGAAAGAGCUUGUAUGGCCUUAAACAAGCUCCUAGACAGUGGUACAAGAAGUUUGACAAUUUUAUGCAUAGAAUUGGGUUCAAGAGAUGUGAAGCUGACCAUUGUUGCUAUGUUAAGUCCUUUGACAACUCUUACAUCAUAUUACUGUUGUAUGUGGAUGAUAUGCUUAUUGUAGGGUCUGACAUUGAGAAGAUCAAUAAUCUGAAAAAGCAAUUGUCCAAACAGUUUGCAAUGAAGGAUUUGGGAGCUGCAAAGCAAAUCCUUGGUAUGAGAAUCAUUAGAGACAAGGCUAAUGGUACAUUGAAGCUUUCACAGUCAGAGUAUGUGAAGAAAGUUCUCAGCAGGUUCAACAUGAAUGAAGCUAAACCAGUGAGCACACCCUUGGGUAGUCAUUUCAAACUAAGCAAAGAACAGUCACCAAAGACAGAAGAAGAAAGGGACCAUAUGAGCAAGGUGCCUUAUGCCUCAGCUAUUGGCAGCUUGAUGUAUGCUAUGGUGUGUACAAGGCCAGACAUUGCACAUGCAGUGGGAGUUGUGAGCAGAUUCAUGAGUAGGCCUGGAAAGCAGCAUUGGGAGGCAGUCAAGUGGAUUUUAAGAUAUCUGAAGGGUUCAUUAGAUACAUGUCUUUGCUUCACAGGUGCAAGUUUGAAAUUGCAGGGUUAUGUAGAUGCUGAUUUUGCUGGUGAUAUUGAUAGUAGAAAGAGUACUACUGGGUUUGUUUUUACUCUAGGUGGUACAACUAUAUCAUGGGCUUCAAAUCUACAGAAGAUUGUUACUUUGUCUACCACAGAAGCUGAGUAUGUUGCAGCAACUGAAGCUGGAAAGGAGAUGAUUUGGCUACAUGGUUUCUUAGAUGAAUUGGGUAAGAAGCAGGAGAUGGGCAUUCUACACAGUGACAGUCAGAGUGCAAUUUUUCUUGCCAAAAAUUCGGCUUUUCAUUCAAAGUCGAAGCAUAUACAAACAAAAUACCACUUUAUCCGUUAUCUUGUUGAAGAUAAACUGGUAAUACUUGAGAAGAUUUGUGGAUCUAAGAACCCUGCAGACAUGUUGACUAAGGGUGUCACUAUUGAGAAAUUGAAGCUGUGCGCAGCUUCAAUUGGUCUUCUAGCUUGAGGACAAGAGGAUGAGUUGUAGGGAUGAGGGAUUGUUUCUUGGAGGAUAGCGGUUUGAUGUUGGUGAUUGGACUAGUCUCCAAGUGGGAGAUUUGUUGGGCUUUGUGGAGCCUAGUUUUGUUUGAUCCGGUUUGACGACCCGACCCGAAUAAUAUUGCAUGACUUUUUUAAUGGGAGAUUUAUUGAGGCCUGUUGGGCCCGUUUAGCCCAUUGUGGAACCACCUUUUGUAAUUAGGGUUUUUUAGUAUGGUAGGGUUGUCGUGCUAUAUAUAUAUAGAGAAUAUUGU
This is a messenger RNA of Vitis vinifera (wine grape), 2020 nucleotides long. RefSeq names its product retrovirus-related Pol polyprotein from transposon TNT 1-94. Bases 1 to 1734 code for a protein of 577 amino acids. The transcript has 2 exons. The record is from RefSeq and is a predicted model, not a curated record. Lineage: Eukaryota; Viridiplantae; Streptophyta; Magnoliopsida; Vitales; Vitaceae. Gene Ontology annotation, molecular function: DNA binding.